Messenger RNA from Mytilus trossulus (common blue mussel), 629 nucleotides. Its product is annotated as histone H2A. Gene Ontology annotation, biological process: heterochromatin formation. Gene Ontology annotation, molecular function: structural constituent of chromatin; DNA binding; protein heterodimerization activity. Bases 73 to 450 code for a protein of 125 amino acids. The record is from RefSeq and is a predicted model, not a curated record. NCBI's taxonomy places the organism in Eukaryota, Metazoa, Mollusca, Bivalvia, Mytilida, Mytilidae. Gene Ontology annotation, cellular component: nucleosome; chromatin. The transcript has a single exon.
UAAAAACUUCCAUUUGUUGACUGGAUAAUCAUUGUUUAUACUUGUUCAAGUCAAACAACGUAUUAAAUCAAAAUGUCAGGACGAGGAAAAGGAGGAAAAGCAAAAGCAAAGGCAAAGUCUAGGUCAUCCCGUGCCGGACUUCAGUUCCCAGUAGGUCGUAUCCACAGACUUUUGAGGAAAGGAAACUACGCCGAGAGAGUUGGUGCCGGAGCACCAGUCUACCUUGCCGCUGUCUUGGAAUACUUAGCAGCUGAGGUUUUGGAGUUGGCAGGAAAUGCUGCCCGUGACAACAAGAAGAGCAGAAUCAUCCCCCGUCAUCUCCAGUUGGCCAUCAGAAACGACGAAGAAUUGAACAAACUUCUCUCUGGUGUAACCAUUGCACAAGGUGGUGUUUUACCAAACAUCCAGGCUGUACUUCUGCCAAAGAAGACACAGAAAGCUGCCAAGUAAAGUCAACACUACAGAAACUUCACUUACAACGGCCCUUUUCAGGGCCACCAACAUUUUUCAAAAAGAAUCUGACUUUGUUGUACAAUUUAGUUGAAUGCAGAAAGCAAUCUCAAACAUAGCUCACUCCCUCCAUUUCUCUUGUCUUUAUCUCUUUAUUUUUCCUUUUCUUUAUAAACAGC